Messenger RNA from Colletotrichum higginsianum IMI 349063, 576 nucleotides. RefSeq lists its product as uncharacterized. NCBI's taxonomy places the organism in Eukaryota, Fungi, Ascomycota, Sordariomycetes, Glomerellales, Glomerellaceae. The record is from RefSeq and is a predicted model, not a curated record. The transcript has 2 exons. The coding region runs from base 1 to 576 and encodes 191 amino acids.
AUGUGGUACUUGCUUCCUGUUGUUGUGGUUCUGCUUGUCACCAUUUGGACGCGACAGUCUCAUCUAAGUGCGGCAAUACCGUCGUCACCCCCACCAUUCAUGUCUCAGAAUCAUCACAUUGACGCCAUUACAAUCUGGACGGAGCAAAUCUGCCAAGUGUACAGCAUUAUGCUGAGCUCAACGACGGCUCUUGAAAGCCACCACCACAACCACCACCACAGCGUCGAGGUGCCGACUUUGUACGAAUACAUGGGGCUGGAGUAUGACGAUAUUAUGGAGAAGCAGGAUGAGGAGUCUAGGCAGGCCUCCAUCUUCUUUGCUAUGGAGGAGAAGCUCAGCGAGACGCGCCGUAUCCGGAAACGCGAUGUCGCCGUGGCAGGAGGACACCGGGACGAGUGGGCAGAGGACACCAUCUCUAUCACUAGCGGCGUAGCCAGCUGCCUCUUCAACCGCGAGUGUCGCAGCGUAUACCAUAAAAGGUUUCACCUGCGGCUCAGUCGGAUGUCCAAGGACACCCCCUCUAGGAAAGACGUCGCUAGUAGGAUGCAAGAGCUGAAGGCUACAUGUGAUUGGUAA